AUGGUCUCGGGGGCCUUUUGCAGCAUUUUCAUUUACCGUAUCAGCUUCUUCCACCGUCUGUACAAGUUUCCGGGUCCUUUCAUGGCCAGAGCCUUCAACCUGUAUCUCACCAAACGUUCCGUUGCUAGCUUUCAGCUUUAUAGAGAGAUUCAAGACCUCCAUAGAAGAUAUGGUGAUAUUGUGCGCGUCGGCAAGUGUCCCUCGGCACUAUCUAUCCUCGAUGCCAAAGUUUUCCAUGCAAUACACUCCAACACUUCGCCCUGCAGUAAGGGACCUUGGUACAACAUCGAACAGCCGGCCAUCUCUCUCCACAUGUCGCGGGACAAGAACGAUCAUGCCCGCAGGCGACGAGCCUGGGACAGGGCGUUCAGCUCAAAAGCUCUUCGCGACUAUGAGCCCCGUGUGGUCAAAUACACCAGCCAGCUACUCGAUCGACUAGUACAAACCCAAGACAUCCCAAUUGACAUUGCAAAGUGGUUUAAGUUUUACAGCUUCGAUACCAUGGGUGACCUGGCUUUUGGUGAGAGCUUCAACAUGCUGACUGGCGGCGUUAAGCAUCCGUUUAUGGCACUAGUUGAGUCGCAUAUGGCGAUGGCCGGUAGCUUUAGUCAACUAAUCUGGAUGUUUCCCCUGUUCAGGGCGAUGCCAUUCCUGGGUCGUGCAGAUGCUAUCUUCCAGAAAUGGCUUGAGAAUCAAGUUCGUCAUCAAGAACAGAACAAACCGGACCUUCCAAAUAUCUUCUCGUGGCUUCUUGAGGGUUAUAAGUCGCAGAUACAUCCAAAAGAGCGAGAUUGGUUGAACCUACAAGCUGAUAUGCAACUUAUAGCUGUUGCUGGAAGUGAUACCACUUCUGUGACACUUACUUGCCUAUUCUUCCUAUUGGCUACCAACAAGGACGCAUGCGUUCGGCUCCAAGAGGAGAUUGACAACUUGUUUUCCAGCUUCUCACAACCUAACCACUCGAGCUUCUCCAACUUGACAUACCUUCAAGCCUGUAUUGAUGAGACACUUCGACUCUUCCCCCCAGUACCAUCUGGGCUGCAGCGUAUGACACCUGCUGAAGGGCUACGAGUAGGUGAUAUCUUCAUCCCUGGAGAUACCAUCGUGACUGUUCCAUCCUACACACUCUAUCGAGAUGAACGGUACUUCACCUCUCCGGAUGACUUCGUCCCAGAGCGCUGGACGACAAAACCAGAAAUGGUAAAGAACGAGUCGGUAUUUGCUCCAUUCUCAGUUGGCAAGUCUCAAUUGUCUCUGUAA
This is a messenger RNA of Fusarium verticillioides 7600, 1260 nucleotides long. RefSeq lists its product as hypothetical. The record is from RefSeq and is a predicted model, not a curated record. NCBI's taxonomy places the organism in Eukaryota, Fungi, Ascomycota, Sordariomycetes, Hypocreales, Nectriaceae. Bases 1 to 1260 code for a protein of 419 amino acids. The transcript is spliced from 6 exons. Gene Ontology annotation, molecular function: monooxygenase activity; iron ion binding; heme binding.